Messenger RNA from Daphnia carinata, 1728 nucleotides. RefSeq lists its product as uncharacterized. Gene Ontology annotation, molecular function: ubiquitin protein ligase binding. Bases 69 to 1694 code for a protein of 541 amino acids. Gene Ontology annotation, cellular component: cytoplasm. The record is from RefSeq and is a predicted model, not a curated record. NCBI's taxonomy places the organism in Eukaryota, Metazoa, Arthropoda, Branchiopoda, Diplostraca, Daphniidae. Gene Ontology annotation, biological process: proteasome-mediated ubiquitin-dependent protein catabolic process; regulation of proteolysis. The transcript is spliced from 2 exons.
AACUUUAGUCUCGUUACUACGCCCUUGGGAUCCACUUAAAAUAUGGUGUCGCAUUAAAUUUGUACAAAAUGCGUUUAGACGAAGAUGAGCUAGUGUUUUACGAUUAUCAGUGGGUAGUCAACAAUAACGUGGUUUCUCAAGACAAGCAAUACGUUUCGCCAUUCUUCGGCCUUGACAUUUCACCUCACAUUCGAGAUGCUGCCUCAUUUCGGUUUGGUAUACGUUUAACAUCUGUAGAAUCUAAGGUUAAAGCCAUCGUUUUGCUCUAUGUCCAUUAUCUCGAUACUUUGGGUAUUGGUGUGACUGACGUUGAAUGUUUCAUAGACGUCUCACAAUCGUUAAAAUUAAGUCAAAAAUUUCGUGAUGCUCAAACGCUGAUAUUUGAAAGCCAAGAAUUUUAUCCAGCCACAGAAAAUGGCGUCCUCGUCCAAGAAGCAUUCGUUUUGAUUUACCGAAUUUACCCGACUAAUUCCUUUUACGGCUACACGAUGGAUCGCCAACCUCUUUUAGAUUACGGAUUCGAGCAAUGUGAUACCAAUUUCGGAGAAGAAAUGUGGUCAGCUGCUCAGAAACAAAAGUUGACUGAUUGUGAGUUUGUCGUCAAUCAAACUGUUUUCCCUGGACAUCGAGCUAUUUUGGCAGCACGAUGUCCAGCUUUGGUGGACUGGCGUCAUCUCGAUGCAGAUUAUCCUACAAUUCCAAUUGUAGACACUGACGAAGCUGUUUUUGAAGCUUUUCUUUAUUUCCUCUACACCGGCCAAGUAUCGUUGCCAGUUGAUACGGACAUGUACCGACAUUUCAUUGAACUUUACAUCAAAUUCAUCAGAAGACUGCCAGAUGAAAUUGGAGAGGCUACAUCAUCGUCAAACGAAUGCUCAACCGAAUCCGCAGUGAAUUUGAGUCAAAACCAUGGAAAAGUCUCGUUUGUACGUCGUGGUAUCAGCCUGGAAUACAGCUACGAAUGUUGUUUCAAAUUAUUUGAAAAACCUUCAACUCAGACGGCCCAUUUCAAUGGUAAAGGUUCGUUUAACGUAUCACUGAAGAAACUAAAGGCUUACAGCGAUGAAUGUCAGUGUGAAUUAUCCAUCUGCAAUUUGAAUCCGGUCAUCGGUCUUAAUCUGAUUGGUGUGGCAUGUUAUCGCCAAGGAAUCAAGUGUCACCUAAGUGAAUUCAAAGAAGAAAGAUUCCGAAGCAUCGUGAUGUUACCCAGAAAUCCAAGAAAUUCCAAAAUGGCUGGUACCGGAUCCUCUGAGGAUGCCAAUUUCCUCGAGAUAUCCAACAGCGAUCGGUUUUCUUUCGUGACGGACUUGGAAAUUUGCCUGGCCGAGGACGAGGACGAGUCAUGGGGCUACCGUUUACGGGACCUUCUGCUGUCUGCCCACCUGUGGUCCGUUUACACGACUAAAGAAUGGGCCGACGUGGAACUUUGCAUGUCUAGAGACAACGUCAAUCAUCUUUCCUUUCCGGCUCACAGAGCCAUUCUUUCGGCCCGCAGUCCUGUUUUUGCCUCCGUCUUCAAGGCGACAAACGAGAAAAAAAUCGACGUCGAAGACAUGGAUCCUGUUCUAUUCGAAGACUUUCUUUUCUUCAUCUACACGGGCACUGUGAGGAAUGCGGAGAAUUUGCCCGAUCUUUGGCCUGUCGCGAAGAAAUACCACGUUAAGACGUUGGACAAAAUUUCGGAAUUUGCUUGAAAAUUCUUUUUGUUUACGUUUUUUAAUCUUUUGU